Molecule: messenger RNA, 2340 nt
Organism: Onychostoma macrolepis
Lineage: Eukaryota; Metazoa; Chordata; Actinopteri; Cypriniformes; Cyprinidae
Product: natural killer cell receptor 2B4-like
Exons: 6
Coding region: 46-957 (303 amino acids)
Source: RefSeq, a predicted model, not a curated record
UUAGCAGGUAGUUUUAUUAGAUCAGAUAAUGAACGACUGAAGAAAAUGUUUCACAUGUUCGUUUUCUUCUGUUUGUGCUGGUGCCGUCAGAUUGGUGUGUUUGGUGAGUCAGUGUCAGUGACGGAGGGAGAUUCUGUCACUUUACACACUGGUGUUACUGAAAUACGUGAGGACGAUGAUUCACUGUGGAAAUUUGGAGCUGAAAAGUCUCAAAUAGCUAAAAUGAAGAAAAAUAAACAAAUCUUCUCCACAUAUGAUGGUCCUGAUGGGAGAUUCAGAGACAGACUGAAGCUGGACAAUCAAACUGGAUCUCUGACCAUCACAAACAUCACAAUGAAACAUGAUGGAGUUUACCAACUAGAGAUAGCCGGAGCCAAAAAAUCAUCAAAGACAUUCAGUGUUUCUGUCUAUGCUCGUCUGUCUGUUCCUGUCAUCAGCAGUAACUCUUCACAAUGUUCUUCAUCAUCAUCAUCAUCAUCAUCCUCAUCACAGCAGAAUUGUUCAUUGUUGUGUUCAGUGGUGAAUGUGGGUCAUGUGACUCUCUCCUGGUACAAAGGAAACAGUUUAUUGUCCAGCAUCAGUGUGUCUGAUCUCAGCAUCAGUCUCUCUCUACCUCUGGAGGUGGAAUAUCAGGAUAAAAACACCUACAGCUGUGUGCUCAACAAUCCCAUCAGCAACCAGACGAGACAUCUGGACAUCAGUCAACUCUGUCACACAUGUUCAGGUCCUCCAGACUCAGUCUCUCUGAUAUCGCUGAUCUCUGCUGGAUCUCUGUUGAUUAUCGCUGCAGUCGGGAUCUUCUGGAUCUACAGGAAAUAUAGAAAAACCGAUCAAGAAGUUGAGACUUCUACAGAAGAGGUCAUUUACACUGAGCCGACGUUCAACAAAACAAACACAGAGGAACCGAAAGUUAAAGAGGAGAGUCAUGUGGAAUAUGCACCAAUAAUGAUGAGAUGAUCAACCAUCAAUGUUUUUAUAGUACAAGACCCAGAUUGUGUGAUCAUUUUCACUAGAAACCUCCUGCAACGACCUCAGAGUCAAUGGUUGAGCUUUGAGAUCGUGAAAAUCACCACGUUGCAUCUGGUCUCCUAAAACUUCACAAGACUUUACCUUGUGAUACAAGGACUUUAAUGAAUUAGGUAACUCUUACAGCCCAAUGGAGCAUUUUCAUUUUUCACUCUUAAGUCAAAAGAGAGAAACGUAGAUGCAAGCUACCCAUCAAAAGGAACCGAGACCCUGCUGUGGUAUUGAUUAUUUACAUCGGUACAGAAAAUGCGGUUUGAUCUGCUGAUAGACGAACAGCUUGUGCAUGAGAACAUGCCUACUGCUGGACGUUUGUGUUUGAUGUCUGUUCGUGAGUGUUUGAGGUGUGAAAAGUGUUUCUGUGUCAGUAGCAUGUGGUUGAAGGGCUUUUUUCCGUUCUUGCUUACAUGAAACCGUUGACUUCUGCUCUGCAGAGAAACCACUUUACUAUAUACAGUGAUACUGAACCCAUCAAUGCUGAUUUUGACAAAAUGGUCUCAAAUCAAAUAGAGAUGUUACUGUUCAUAUUAGUAUAUGAAAAUAUCAUAUGCACAAAUGCACCAUGAUCUUAUAUACUCAUGCAGUGAUCCUUCAGUUAAGCAGUGAUAGUUUCAGUAGUUAUUUCCAGCUCAAGACUUCUUUCUAAGCAGAAUAAAGGUCAUAUCCUCUGUUUUUAUUAUUAUUAUAUUAUUAUUAUUUCAUUUUUUGUCUAGGUCAUUUAAAGAAUAAAUGCAAUGUAUGAUUUACAAUUUAUGAUUUAUGUUUGAUGUAUCUGGUUUUUGGUUCAAGUUUGACUAGCAGGGCUCCUGCGCAAACACUAAAUGUGACAGUUCCUAUUUAGUUUGUUACUACAGUUAACAAGGAAUAAAAUGCAAAGAAUGAAAUGUUUAAAAAAGUGUUGAACUGUUGUGAAAUGUAGUUUUUGAUAAAUCAUGAAUGGCCCACUUUACCCACAAAAUAAAUUUGUCUGCAGUGCAUGAGCUUAAAAUGUGUAUUGGUAUAUACCUUGCAAUAACACAUUACAUGAACUGCAUUCAAACUGAAAUAUUAAAGUUGGACCUUAAAAAAAAACAAAAAACAUCUAGGUGUCUAAAUUACACAUUCCAGUGUGUUUGUAUAAUUUUAGCAGCAAGUCAGUGCUUAUGUUUUGUGUGUGUGAUACAUCACAUAACUUAAGAGAGUAACAGAUAUGUGAAACAUCUGCUAUAAUAAUAUAAAUUAAUUGUUAUCAGAGUAGGCAUUUCCCCCACAUAAUUGUUAAAUCUAACAGCAGGUGUUAAUUUAAUAGAAAGUGUGUAUGAAACUGGCGCACAGAGC